CCUCCCAGAGUCUCGCGAGAGCCGCCCGCUCCCCUUUCUGCGCGCGCUCCCCGGGCCCGGCCUCUUUCCGCCAUCGUCCCGCGCCGCCGCCAUGGUGCGCAUGAACGUGCUGGCCGACGCGCUCAAGAGCAUCAACAACGCCGAGAAGCGCGGCAAGCGCCAGGUGCUCAUCCGGCCGUGCUCCAAGGUCAUCGUCAGGUUCCUCACCGUCAUGAUGAAGCACGGCUACAUCGGCGAGUUUGAGAUCAUUGAUGAUCACCGCGCCGGGAAGAUCGUCGUGAACCUUACAGGCAGGUUGAACAAGUGUGGCGUGAUCAGCCCCAGAUUUGACGUGCAGCUCAAAGAUCUAGAAAAGUGGCAGAACAACCUGCUCCCGUCCCGUCAGUUCGGUUUCAUUGUACUGACAACCUCAGCUGGCAUCAUGGACCAUGAAGAAGCAAGACGAAAACACACAGGAGGGAAAAUCCUGGGAUUCUUUUUCUAGAGAUGUAAAACUAUGAGCAAAUAAAAAGCCUCACUGGA
Messenger RNA from Sorex fumeus (smoky shrew), 522 nucleotides. RefSeq names its product ribosomal protein S15a (gene RPS15A). The transcript has 5 exons. Gene Ontology annotation, cellular component: ribosome; cytosolic small ribosomal subunit. Bases 92 to 484 code for a protein of 130 amino acids. NCBI's taxonomy places the organism in Eukaryota, Metazoa, Chordata, Mammalia, Eulipotyphla, Soricidae. The record is from RefSeq and is a predicted model, not a curated record. Gene Ontology annotation, molecular function: structural constituent of ribosome. Gene Ontology annotation, biological process: translation.